Molecule: messenger RNA, 1240 nt
Organism: Paramacrobiotus metropolitanus
Lineage: Eukaryota; Metazoa; Tardigrada; Eutardigrada; Parachela; Macrobiotidae
Exons: 2
Coding region: 400-924 (174 amino acids)
Source: RefSeq, a predicted model, not a curated record
GGUGACAGCUGGCAGCGUCCUGCAAUAUUUUGGUCUGUUUUCAUCUUUUCCACUUUUCCAGACAAAUAUUUCGUAGAAAUUAAAUUAUUAAAGAGUAGUUUCUGCAGGCAUUUUUUUCCGUGAUCGUUUGGUAGAAAACGACGACAACAGGUUAAUUGAUCAGCAGUAAGGUGGAAAUCUGGAACUAAUCGCUGUGACAGUUGAACUGCGAGAUUUUCCUGAGUCGUGCUUCUCGGUUGGCGGAGUCUGAUUUGCGAGUGCGCCAUUCAACGAUUCGUUGAGCAUUCCACUAUUUGGGACAGCCACUGAAGAAGCCAUUUGAAAGCCCUUUAUUCUCAGCCGUUGUGCCCCGGGAUAGAGGACCCGUGGAACGCUGUCGGUAGUGCGAUAUCAUCGAGGAUGUGGUCGGCGUUGCGGGGUGGCGUGGCGCGCGGAGCUUCAUUCGGUUCGCUGCAGCUGCCUGUGCAGUUCGUGCCCAUGACGGCGCACGCGACGGUGCUGGUGCAGCGUCGCCACGGCAGCACGACGGCGGUGGGGGAGCCGGGGGUGCAGGCGGAGAUCGGGGAGCUGGUGAAGGCGCACAAGGUGGUGGUGUUCAUGAAGGGCGUCAAGCAGCAGCCGCAGUGCGGCUUCAGCAAGACCGUCGUGCAGAUCCUCGACAUGCACGGCGUCCACGACUUCCACGAUGUCAACGUCCUCGCUGACGAUAAAUUCCGCCAAGGCGUGAAGGACUUUAGCAAGUGGCCGACGAUCCCGCAGGUGUUCAUCGGCGGGGAGUUCGUGGGCGGGAGCGACAUCCUGCUGCAGAUGCACCGCAGCGGCGAGCUGAUGGACACGCUGAAGAAGGCCGGCAUCCACUCCACCAUCCCCGAUCCGCCCAAGACGGAGACGCCGGCCAAGGACAAGAAGACGGCCGCCGGAUGAAACCAGCGACACAAUUCAAGAGCUGCCCGCUGCGGGUGAUACGCGGUCGAUAGGGAAAUUACUUCGUUAGUGCGGCUACUUUGUGCCGCUUUUGAUAAGUGAUGUGGUGCCGUGCUGUGUACGCCUUGUAACGUGUAUUUAAUUGCUGAUGAUUUUAGCCGUUAUGUGAAUCAGCUGCGAUAUGUGAAUCACCUUCAUGGUUUCUCUGUUACGCCCUUUUCUAAUAUGAUUUUUGCUGUUUUGCAUGUUGGCCUUCGUGAACUAUUGCGAGAUGAAGCGUAGAGGAGAUUUUCCAGUAAAAUGCGGAUGAAAAUGU